AUGAGGGGAAAAGUGGGCAACGGACGACAUGGGGACGAGAAGGAACAAAACAUUCUGGCGCUGCACAUGCGGCACUGCAAGACAUUACGUCGAGCAGCUGACUUCCGUCAAGGUGUCGCGGAGCUAUUGGACGAUGCCACGUUUCGCAAGAAUGGCAAGAUCAUUGCAGUGCGUGCUGAGAAGACUUCAUCUGGCGUGGUUAUCAAACUUUCAGCAAGAUCUCGGAAAGGCAAUCGCUUCAAAAAAGUGAUUCCCUGGGCAGAAUUCUUGGAGGCAUCAUACGGGCGCUUUAGAAGAGACACCCACAUAUCUUUGUCCUUGGAUGUGUCAAGAUCCACUGCUCGAUUCAUGGGGAUGUCUGUGGGUUCGAUAUAUUUGGCGCAGCAGUGCUCUUUGAUUGGCAAACUGAUUUUGCUCGCGCAAUCGAAGCCGCCAACGUUCCUCAUCAGGCACCUUAAGUGGGAUGAGACCGCAGUUUGGACAUCAGUCAAUGCGGAUCAAGACACCAAACGUGUGGCAUCUUCAUGGGAAACUAUGGUCGCUCGACAGCGCAUUGUCUUGAGUUGGGAAGACGGCAGCACUUUGAUUCUGAGAUUGGUUAUGCCGCCUGCGAUUCUGUUAGCGGGUGGGGCACACCACAUGUACUAUUCUCUGCGGUAUCAUCCAAUGUACAAGAGCGUUCAGUCCUUGCUGGAUACCUUGGCUGGUUUGACUUUUCACAAACUCCAGAUUCUUGAAUCAGAUGGUGCCUAUGCGAAUGAGAGGUUGGUGGCACAUCUCAUACAAAAAAACAAGACCUUGGAGCAAAGUUUGAGAAUGUCAAUUCUUCACGGGAAGUGCCAGAACCAUCAAACGCAGCUCAUAAAUGUGGCACUUCUGUCAGCCGCUGGCCACAACAUUUUAUCAAGGCUUUAUGGAUUCUCGGUGUUCAUCAGGAACUUGGGAAAUUGGCUGAGACUAAAGCAGUCUCUUUACAAUUGGGUCAAUGAACAUCUGGUGUUUGAGCAAGAUCUCAUGGACGGUGGUCCAGAUUUUGUUGAACAGGGAUCGCAUCAUCCUUCUGUUUUGGAGCUGGUUGACUUUUUACGCACCAACCGCAAGAUUGAAUCGGAGGAUGGGCAGACGUCAGCAGCUUUUGAAAGAGCACUCGCAACUUUCUUGCAAUUUUGGAACGGCAACACAAGUCUUGAGACGCCUUGCCACCGUUGCACACAUGCAACAUUUCCUGCUGGCCAGCGCCACUGCCAAGACCGACCUGACGCUGAUUUUUGCUUGAGUGGAAGCCUUGUCCACAAUUGGCUCUCGCGAGUCUUCAGUGAAGCCUACAAGCACAUGGCAUUCAAAGAAUUCAACGAGGCAGAUCGAACAACUGACCCGCGUCUUGUAGAGUCACUGGCGUUUCACGCGGUGAACGGAAGAAGAUUGAAGAGCUCUGAAGAGUUUUUAUCCAACAAGGAUUCACAAUGGAUGGUGCAGCUCCUAUCUGUGGCGAUGGAAGCCACGCGAUUUCUGAUUUGGCAUUGGUUAUCAUGCCUCGCUGUCAGUUUAAAGGCAGGCCAUCGGCCAGCAUUAUUCAGACUUUUGGAUCCAAGGACAAGCAUUGUGGUUCAGGCACUUCAACACUACAGUGCUUUGAUCAUGUCUACAAGUGGGGGUGGACGUCUCAAUUUGGUUUGGCCACGUACUGAAUAUGGUUGCUAUGGUGAUUUCUGCAAAGUGAAUUUGAACAAGUGCCGUCUCAUUCGUCGGAUUUUACUGCUUGGUGCCGCAUGGGUGUACCGGCGCCAUUUUGUGUACCUCAAUGAUGAUCAAUUCUCUGUGACAGUUUGUGGCGAUCGCGAGGCACACCAGGACACAUUGCAAACAUUUCUUGGAUUCUGGCAACAGAAACACACAUGUUGCUAUCCGCCCGGGCUCUGUCGGGACCUGAAGGAGAUGGGUUUAUCGCCUGAUGACUUGGUGUUCGGCAACUGCCAGAAGUUGCUAUUCUUUGCAGCAUCGACUCUACAACUCUCAAUCGCAGAUGUUGAGGCGCUCCAUUCGCAAAACAGAGCUCUGCAAGGUAACAGCUUCUCCAGCAUCUCCGCAAAAUUUAUUAACGCGGAGUCAGCUCGCAUCCAGCAGGAAGCACGAAAACUUCAAUUUGGAAAUGAAGAUGUUGCGGGGGAUUCCAAAGAUGUUGCGGGCCACAAGAACAGGGGCAUCGGUGUAUCAUGGAGCAGCAAGCAAACCACUGCAAAGGGGCUUUCUGCACUAGAACUGUAUCGCAAGCAUUACCUUGAAAUGCAUUCCAAAGCUGAGAAAAUCAACCCGUGUAGCAAAGACACUUGGAAUGACGUGAGACAAGCGUGGGCUCAGCUAAGUCCACAGGAAAGAUCACUGUACGAGAGGAUGUCGCAGGACUCAAAACAAGAUGCACUUUCCAAACGCAUGUUGAAGAAACUUGAGAAGAAGAAGAGUGCUGGUGAGAAUGCAAUUUCAAUUUCUGAAGAUGUUCCUGCACAGCCAGCUGCGCUUGUCCCAGCGACAAAGAACAAUUACGGGGUGCAUUUGCAAAUCCUUCCUGUGAAGGAACUUAGCGAGUUUUUGUCGACUGCUGGUGCUUCUGGUGCAGACUGUCGUGAAAUUGUUGAGCAACAUGUGCGCAAAACUGCGGGAAAGAUAUCGGAACAUGAUUUUCCCAUCGGUGAGUCAACUCUAGAUGAGGUGUGGAGGUCUCAAGUUGCAUCGGGUUUGACUGGGAAAGCUGUAACAAAAACAUUCCAGCGUCAAGCUGAGAGCAUCUCCCGACCUCAAGAUCAGACAGACACUUUCCCUCAAAGAGUUUUGCACGAGGGGCAUUGUGGUGAGCAGUGUCGCCAUUUUGGCGAACCAAAACGGAUAGCUCUUCACUGCAACACUUUGGCACUCUUCAAUUUCAUUGUUCAGCAGAUGGGUGGCGUACAAGCCAUGGUUGAGAAGGAUGUCCUUUGUCGUUUUGAAGUGGUGGACACAGAGGGCGGUGUUUAUCGCCAGUACGCGUUCAUUUCUGGAUGUUCAGCACGCUUAGGGACACAUCAACCAGUUCAGGUUUUUGCAUGCUUAGAACCAGUUGAUUGGGACAAUGAUGUUUUCAACCAUUCAGAUUCCAGCUGUGCUGGCAUGAUUCUGGACCUUCAGACGCUGGCUUACAUUGAGCCAGAGGGCUCUGACCAUUUCCCCCGUCAGCCAGAACUUGCAGGCCGUUUGCGCAUGUUCACAUCCGACCAAUUUGCUGCAUUUCUUUUGGACUUGCCGGUGCUGGUAGAUCCACGAUUGGAUGCCUCACAAGUGACAGCUCAUCUGAUGAUUUACGAAGAUGUUCUUCCACGCAGGGUCAAACUUCUUGGGACAGAUGAUACUAUCACUGGUAUGAUUGCAACCCCUGUGUGCGCACCGGCUGUUGAGCGGCAGGAUGUUCAACCGGACGCCGGUACUGGGAUGGAAACUCAGACUAAUGAGCCAGAUCCUUUUGAUUUGCUGGCUUUGCUGGAAGAUGUGGGAGCAUCAUGUGAGCAACAGCCCAAGCGUAGAAAAGGGCAAAGCAGGGAGAAGCAGAACCGUGACCAGAACAGCUACAGUCAUGGUGAUGAUUCACCGGGUCAUGUCAAGCCAGUCGGAGAUCCCAUUUUGGACGAUCCCUGUUUGAACGCAUUUCUGACACCAGAAGCCAUAGCCGCGCUGCGACAUGCGCGUGGGCAGUGUGAGGUUAGCAAAUCUACUGACGUGCAAGACUGGGUUCAGGCUGAUAUCUGUUCUGACGAGUCUGAGAGUGAUCUUGAAGAAGUUGAAAUUGUCGAGAAUGAUGGAGGCCAGGGUCAUCAGCGUGGUGGUGGAGAAACGUCUGCAUCAUCAGCAAGUUGUUCAGAAGCUUUAGAUUCUGGGCUUGUUGUUUUACAGGGUUGA
Molecule: messenger RNA, 3924 nt
Organism: Cladocopium goreaui
Lineage: Eukaryota; Dinophyceae; Suessiales; Symbiodiniaceae
Source: the annotation of a GenBank genome assembly